This is a messenger RNA of Pisolithus orientalis, 3099 nucleotides long. RefSeq lists its product as uncharacterized. The transcript is spliced from 14 exons. The record is from RefSeq and is a predicted model, not a curated record. Gene Ontology annotation, biological process: actin cortical patch assembly; regulation of actin filament polymerization. Lineage: Eukaryota; Fungi; Basidiomycota; Agaricomycetes; Boletales; Pisolithaceae. Gene Ontology annotation, molecular function: identical protein binding; protein-macromolecule adaptor activity; ubiquitin binding. Bases 1 to 3099 code for a protein of 1032 amino acids. Gene Ontology annotation, cellular component: nucleus.
AUGGCAGAAUCCGUAGAGGAGUAUCUAGCAGUCCUUAAGGUUGCGUACGACUACGAGCCACAAUCCGAGGAUGAGGUUGCUAUUAAGGAGAACCAGAUCGUCUUUCUGCUCGAGAAGACGGAUGACGACUGGUGGAAGGUGAGGUCCAGAAGUGACUCGCAGAGUGGGGAGGCACCUUCAGGACUUGUUCCAGCCGCCUAUGUUGAACCGGCACCCCACACUUUCGUCGUCAAAGCCUUGUAUGACUACGAUGCAUCAGCGCCAGGUGAACUCAGUAUUAAGGAGGACGAACAUCUCCUGGUUUUCGAUCGCGAGGACGACUGGAUUCUAGUACAGAGUCAGAAAGAAGGCGGAAGAGCUGGUUUCGUUCCGGGAAAUUACGUAGAAGAGUACUCCGGCGAGGAGCAAGAACCACCGUCUCGAACGUCCGCCGACUCAGUUUCCAGCCGUCCCGCGAGCGUAUACGUUGAUCCAGCAGAUCUUGUUGCGCAGACUUCCGUUAAAGCGCAAGCGGACGACAUCAAGACAUGGGCAGUCUCCGAGGUGGAUGGUAAGGGGAAGAAAAAGAAAGGUACUCUUGGCAUCGGAAAUGGGUCGAUCUUUUUCGCUAGCGAGUCAGAUAAGACGCCCGUACGACAAUGGAAAACUGCGGACGUCGAAGAUGUUACAAUUGAGAAACAGAAACAUCUCCUUAUCAACAUCGGAGGUGUCGGCCCUACGAGGUUACAUUUCGCAGUUGGCAGUAAACAAAUUUCCGACGCCAUCAUCGACAAACUGGAGUCGUCUAAAGGCAUCCACACCGCUGCCAUUGCAGAGGGACGUGCUGGUACACUUACCCCCCCGGCACGUAAUGUAGAAACUGCGAGCCCCUCCAAGAAGAAUGGAGUCUCUGUUCGCUUUACGGAUGAAUCCCCUGAGAUUAUCCCUCCUCGGGAAUCGUCGGAAGAAGGCGAAGAAGAAAUCGCAGAAGGCGAGAGUGCUAUUGAAGAAGGCGACGUUACCGGCGAACUUGCGGUCGUGCUGUACGAUUUUCAAGGUACCAGCGUCGACGAGCUAUCUGCUCAAGAAGGGGAGCAGCUCUGGAUCAUUGAAAAAGAAGGUGCAGAAUGGUGGAAGUGCAGGAAUGAAGAAGGACUUGAAGGAGUGGUACCUGCAUCUUACCUUGAGGAAGCUCGUCCUCGAGUAGAGCCAGAGGAACGCGAUCAUGAACCUCUAGCCAAAGAGACUCAGAAGCGCCUUGAGUCAGAACAUAGGAAGGCAUCGCGGGCGAGGGUUGAAGAAGAACAACGUAGAGCUGCUGCAGCAGAGACAAAGCGGGAAGCGGAAGCGGACAAGAAACGCCGAGAGAUGGAGGUCACAGCAGCUGAGUUUCAGAGAAAGCGACGGCAGGAAGCUGCAAGGCAUGGCCCACCACCGGAAUCCACGCGUACUUGGCAUGAUCGUACGGGGCAAUUCCGUGUCGAUGCGGCACUCCUCGGAUACAGCAAUGGAAAGCUCAGACUUCAUAAAGUCAACGGUGUCAUUAUUGAGGUUCCAUCGGAAAAGAUGUCACUAGAGGACAUACGCUACGUGGAAAAGCUGACGUCGAAGAAGUCCUCCGGUGCUGUGUCACGGUCUGCUGUUGAUGACGACGAUCAACCACUUGCCCUCAAGCGACAAACUGAGGCUGUCAACAGGGCACCAACACAAACGAAGCGGGGACCGCAAGUGGAUUGGUUUGAAUUUUUCUUAUCGGCAGGUUGUGAGGUCGACGACUGCACUCGUUACGCCUCAGCUUUUGAGAGGGAUAAGAUCGACGAAGUUAUACUUCCUGAUAUCACGGAAUCGACUAUGCGUUCACUCGGUCUACGCGAAGGUGAUAUCAUACGUGUAAGCAAGGUCAUUCAACAGAAGUACAAGAAACCAGUUCAAGAACAGAUUUCCCGGGACGAGGAACUUACACGAAAGCUGCAAGAAGAAGAGAACGGCAAGAAGUCGUCUACACCGAGUCCGGCAUCUAACCUCUUCUCUGGUCCCGGAGGGCGACGAGGGAGACCCCAACCUAGCAGGAGUCUUCCUCCAACUAACGUCGAGAUGGGUGCCAUCGGUUCUGCCUCGGAACAAAUUAAACGGACGGGAUCACCUCUAGUCACAACCAACAGCCCUACUCUUGUGGCUCCCGAGAGACCAGGCUCCGCGGCGACACCAGCAAACUCGGGUUUCGACGAUGAUGCAUGGACAAACCGUCCGGGUGCUAAAUCAUCUGCUUCUGCGACUGCACCACCGACGGCAGCACGCGCGCCAUCUGCUCCCCCAACAACACAACCACUUACUACCGCGCCAUCACCACCCGCUUCUGCCCUUGAGGCUCGAUCCCAAGAGAGUCAAUUGAAGACUGAACGUGCAGUCCCUUCACCAAGCCCGGCACAGGCUACGGCUGCCACUGCCGCUCCCUUGCCGCCACACGGUUACAGUAGUGGUCUAGGCGUGGGUUCAUCACCACUUCCGCUCUCACAGCAUCUUCAGAAUCAACAGUCAGGGGUAUAUACCCCUCAACGGGAUAGUCCCCGCGGCCCCUUCGCACCCGUCCCUGCAAACCAGGGUUUGUUGCAGCCUCUGAUUCCAACAACGACCGGGUUCAAUAGCUUUGUUCCUACCCGUGCUGCAAGCGUGCCCGCACAACCAUCACUUCACCCACAAAUCACAGGAUUCCCUGGGCCUUCCCAACCCCUGGUGUCGCAAAUGACAAGUUUUCCGGCUUCGGGUCCCAUAAUCACACAACCUACCGGCGCCCCUGCGGGCGCUUUUAGCACAUUCACGGUCUUCUGUCACUCACAUGCACCCCCAAGAUUUAACAGUGUGAUGUCGACACCACCUCCCGCAGCUACCAUGGCUUAUUCUCAGCCACCAAAUAGUUCCAAUCCUAGUACCUCGCCCGCUAAUAUAUUUGCUCAGAUGAAGUCCGGCACCUUUGCCACGGACAGUGAUCACUCUGCGCCUCAGCAGCCCGAGAAAUAUGAUUCGCUACGGGUCAAUGCCCACGCGAACUUCGUACCACAGCCCACAGGUUGGGGCUACCAGCCAACAAAUGGGUAUGCAGGAGGCUACAUGGGAUACUAG